Messenger RNA from Manduca sexta (tobacco hornworm), 4265 nucleotides. Its product is annotated as solute carrier family 2, facilitated glucose transporter member 1. The record is from RefSeq and is a predicted model, not a curated record. The transcript has 12 exons. NCBI's taxonomy places the organism in Eukaryota, Metazoa, Arthropoda, Insecta, Lepidoptera, Sphingidae. Bases 373 to 1791 code for a protein of 472 amino acids. Gene Ontology annotation, molecular function: hexose transmembrane transporter activity. Gene Ontology annotation, cellular component: membrane. Gene Ontology annotation, biological process: monosaccharide transmembrane transport.
CUGUAGUCAAUUCUCCAUUUUGUUUCUCAAAAACUAACAAUAAUCAUAUUUUUGUAAAGCGCUUUAUAAACAGCGCUUUUACUUGUACUAUUUAUAAAAAAAAAAAGAAAAACCGGUCCUAUGAGUGACGUCACACAGCUGCAGAUCGCCGCGCCUCUCGGACCGCGUCGUCUCGCGUCACUUCAUUCGAAAUUCGAACGCGUUGUCGGCGCGCGCGCGUUUUCGUGUUCUUUAUUUAAAAAUGACUAUUUGAACCAUAAAGAAUUGUGAAUAAAAAAAAUAUAUUGUCUGGUUAAAAUUGUUAGUGAUUGCAAGAAACAAGGAUUUGUUCAAUUUUCUGUGCAUAUUGGGAUAUUCAGAAAAAAUAACAGGAUGUCGGGAAUGAACCUGCGGCUGGCGUUCGCCAUCCUGUCUUCGGGAUGCUGGUCCGCCUUCCAACACGGGUACAACACAGGAGUACUCAACGCUCCUCAAACGGUCAUGUCAGAAUGGCUGCACGCAGAAGCUCUUACUGGUGCCAACUCCUCGAUACCUGCUAAGGAUGACCCCAAAGUUACUGCAGUGUGGUCGGUAGCCGUCGCGAUCUACUGCGUGGGCGGAAUGAUCGGAGGCGUCAUUACAGGAGUUGUAGCUGACAGAUUUGGCAGAAAAGGUGGAUUGUUAUUGAACAAUCUGUUGGUAUUCCUUGCGGCGGCUUUACAGAGCUCGUCCAAGGUCGCAAAAUCAGCUGAACUUCUGAUUGUAGGCAGGUUAAUUAUAGGUAUAAACAGUGGACUAAACGCGGGUCUUGCUCCGUUGUACCUCUCAGAAAUAUCACCGAUCGCCCUACGUGGUUCUAUAGGCACGGUAUACCAACUGGUGAUCACGAUGACCAUCCUCCUGUCUCAAGUGCUGGGGCUAGAGUCGGUUUUAGGCACAGAGGGAGGGUGGCCGUGGCUCCUAGCUGUGACGGCGUUGCCAGCAGCUAUACAGAUUGCUACGCUACCACUUUGCCCUGAGUCGCCUAAAUACCUCCUGCUCAAUAAGGGCAGGGAGUUGCACGCGCAGAGAGCUCUCAACUGGUUACGUGGCGAUGUUGCAGUCCACGGAGAAAUGGAAGAAAUGCAUCAGGAAGCUGAAAAGAACAAAGUAAGCAAGAAGAUAACGCUACGCGAGUUGUUAGUGAAACGCCAGUUGAGGCAACCGUUGCUGAUCGCUAUUAUUGUGAUGAUCGCGCAACAGUUGUCCGGGAUCAACGUUGUGAUCUUCUUCUCUACGGAUAUCUUCCGGAAGGCAAACUUGAGCGAUGCGCAGUCGCAAUACGCUACGUUAGGCAUGGGCGCGAUGAACGUGGUGAUGACGGUCAUCAGCUUGCUGCUGGUAGAGAUUGCUGGCCGGAAGACGCUACUCCUCACCGGCUUCCUGGGCAUGUUUUUCUGCACCAUCGCCAUCACUGCGGCGCUUCUGUUUACACACCACGUGUGGGUGUCGUACUUGUGCAUCGCUCUGGUGAUUCUCUUCGUGGUGAUGUUCGCCGUGGGGCCCGGCUCCAUACCCUGGUUCCUGGUCACAGAGCUUUUCAACCAGUCGUCGCGUCCAGCGGCGUCGUCCGUGGCGGUCACUGUGAACUGGACAGCUAACUUCAUCGUCGGACUCAGCUAUCUACCGCUUUCGCACGCUCUUGGUUCCUAUGUUUUCGUGAUAUUUGCGAUUCUACAAUUAAUAUUUAUAAUAUUUAUAUACUUCAAAGUUCCCGAAACGAAGAACAAAACCAUCGAAGAAAUAACGGCAAUGUUUAGACAACAUAUGUAAAUUGGUAAAGUUACAUAUCGACGGUUAAAAGACUAAUUGGCUUAAGCGACAUUUUUUUAUUAACUAGGUUAAAAAAAAAAUUGAGUAUAUUAAAAAAAACAAAGAAAACGUAAUGAUUUUAAAUAUGUAUAAAACAUAGUGUCGCAAAAAAAUGUCGAGACUUAAGCGACAUUUUUUUUAUAAACUAAGAUAAAACAACAUAAAAAAGAUUUUUUUUGAAUAUGUAUGACACUUAGUGUCGCAAAAAAACGUCGCUUAAGACAAUUAGCCUUUUCACUGUUAUAGAAUUGUCAAUACUAGACAAUAGCUAUGUGAAUUGGCGGUUAUGCAUUUUUGCCAAUACAACAAAAGGUGUAAAACUAACUUGGCAAAAUUAAUAUUUUUUUGCCAAACGUAAUCUCCUAUCUUUCUGGACUGAAGUUAUAUACUAUUGAUCAAAGCUUAUUUUUAAUAACAUUUACAACAAAACAUUGAGUAAAUUUUUUUUUUAAGAACUAUUUUUCAUCAAAUGACAUGAUAUUUAAUCCGUAAAAAGGCAAAUGACAUGUAACUUAGCUUCAGUCCGUGAUUAAAAAAAAUAGAAAUACGUAUGUACUUAAAUCGCUUUUAUUUUCUACCGACGUGUCAAAAUAGAGUAAUGCUUUUAUACUAGUUUAAACGUGUCAAAUUUAUUUUUUGAGCACUUCGAUAAUUCCAUUUGUGAAUGGAAAUAAAAUUGGCGGCAAAUUUGACAUUAGGUAUCAACCGAAAGGCAUGUUUUUUUUUCAAAAUGGAGUUUGUUUAUCACCUGAUUUUCAGUAUGUUUUUGUUUUGUAUCUGCUAUUAUUACUUGACAUUGGCAAUAUCACCGAUAAAUAAACGGUGGCAGACAUAAUAUAAAAGUAGAAUACCUCUCGUAAAUAAAUCUGUCUUAUAAAUAACCCGAUAAAGUCAUUGAAAUAAAACUAUUUUACUAAACAAAAUAUUGAUUGUAAAAUGUAGAUAGUGUAACUGACUUUUCGGACGACCACCACUUCAAUCCGCCCCGUGACCAUGAAGGCUGCAUACUGCAGUCUUCGCAACUUCUGGAGAAAAUUACAAUAUAAAACACUGCGAUAAAAUCCGCAAAAUAGUUUCAUUUUAACUCAAUAUUGCUUACUACAUAUUUGAAACGCUAGAAUCCGUAAAAUAGUUUUAUUUCAAUGUCUCACAUUCGCGUAAAUGUAAGAAACCGCUAAAGUUAGUUAAUCUUUACGAACAAUACAACACGACGUAAUGUGUUCUUGAAGUGCGACUCUCAAAUAUAAUUUUCGAUGCAGUGGCGGUCUUAAAUGAUGCGAAGCCCCAGACGAAAGAAAAAAAAAAACAAAAAAAACGAUUCCCUGUUUGAAUAGUUUUAUAGGCAGUAUGGUCGUAAGACUAUAGCCUGUCCUCUAAGGACGAAGAAAAAUAAAAAACAAAUGAAUAGUUUUGUCGGAGGCUGUAUGGUUGAGAGCCUUUGCCUUCUCCUUAAGGAGUAAAUCAAACAAAAAAAAAAUUGUCGGUAAGAUCAUAAAAAAUGGUCCUCCAAGGCACCGCGUGAGGUCCCCGGGCGUUUGCGCGGUUCGCCUCCAUGUAAGGCCGCCUCUGCUUCGAAGUGUAUGACGUACCAUAUUAAGAGAAAAGAAAAAAGUAAUAUAACAAUAAUAAAUACUUUUUUUAAACAUACAAAUCAGUUUCCAUGUAAAUCGAGAAAUACAUCGAGUUAGUGUGUAAAUUUGUUUAUAUUACUUUUCUUUUCCUACAUAUGGUAAAAAUGAUGUAUGUUUUCUAUGAUCUGUUUUUUGAAUGAAAUUUUAGUAAAAGAUAAAGAAUGAGCGAUGUGUUUGUGUAUAAUUAGAGGGUCUAAUUCCGUCCAUGAGGGUAUAUCCGUCUGUUGAAUUAUGGGCGUUCUUAUCGACGAACAGCUUUGGUAGCCGUAUAGAUAACUAGGGGAUGUUUUAAAUGCCUCUGUGGCAUAGUUGUACUGCAUGCGUGCUACGGCAGCACUCUGAGGUCCGAAUCCCGGGACGGGCAGUGAUAUUUGGGUUUUUCUGCUCAAUAUCAGCCCGGAGUCAGGCAUUUGUGCCCGAUAUGGCGAUAGGCUCGCUAUCACGUCAUGGGACGGAACACACUUGGCGAUAAGUGGGUGCCCUGGUUGCGCCUCUGCAUACUCCUUUGGGAAUAAAUGCGUGAUAUAUGUGUAUUUUUACUCUUUUGGCUAUAUGAGCAUCGAAGUUGUCCUUCGAUUAGAAUGGACGUAAUUGCAAAAGGACGAAUAUGCCCGCGUAGACGGAAUUAGACCCGUUGAAUGUAAUGUAAUUAUUUAAUAAGCUUGUUCUUGUUAUGAGAAAUGUGCAGGGGCGGCUUUGGGUGUAAACGGUGGGGGACUGACCCCCCAACUGUAUGUAUGCACUGCGAAGUGCUAUUUUUGGGCACAAAUAAAAUUAGUAUUUUUUUAGGAAUUUUUGAAAUAA